Molecule: messenger RNA, 717 nt
Organism: Tetrahymena thermophila SB210
Lineage: Eukaryota; Ciliophora; Oligohymenophorea; Hymenostomatida; Tetrahymenidae
Product: transmembrane protein, putative
Exons: 1
Source: RefSeq, a predicted model, not a curated record
AUGGGAAAAUUUUAUUAAAAUUUAAUUUAAAAUUAUAUUUUCAUUUUUCUAAUUUUUUUACAUUAUUUUUCAAAAAUUAAUUAAUUAAUAUUGACUCUAAAAUUCUCCUAUUAAAACCCUAAUAAGACCCCAAAAUUUUAAAACUUCAAUAAAAAAAUAAAUCCUUUAAGGCCAUCAGAACUCAAAAUCAAUCCAUCCAUUUAACAGAGGUUUUUUAUGAAUAAAAAUAAUAAUAAUAUCGAAAAAUAGUACUAAUAAAUUAAUAAAUAGUAGCUAAGGAAAAUGCGUUAAAGAAAAUUAAUCUGCUUUAUAAAUGGUUUUACUUAAAACAACAUUUUAAAGCAAAAGAGUAAAUAUUUAUGUUUUAAAUUAAGGUUAGCAUAUGAUUUUAAAUAAAUUUAUCCUGUAAACCUACUUUAUUACUUUAAAUAUAAAAUAAAUAUGUGUAUUCUUUUGUUAAUUAAAAUAUUAAAAAAUUUAUCAAUCAUUUAAGCAAAAAAAAGCAGAAACUUUAAAAUAUUAAACAUGUAAAAUAAAUAUCAUAUUAAUGUUUUUAAUUUCUUUAUUAUUAAUUUAAAAAAACAAACUUAAAAAAUAUUCAAUCUUUAUUUAAGAAAAAUUAGAAUAAGUUUUUAUUUAAAAUUUAUUAAUGCACUCAAUUUACUUAAAAAUAAAAUAAAAUAAUUGAUGAAAAAUACAUUUAAACAUUUUUCCUGA